Molecule: messenger RNA, 2191 nt
Organism: Panonychus citri (citrus red mite)
Lineage: Eukaryota; Metazoa; Arthropoda; Arachnida; Trombidiformes; Tetranychidae
Product: inactive CLIP domain-containing serine protease A8-like
Exons: 5
Coding region: 157-1797 (546 amino acids)
Biological process (GO): proteolysis
Molecular function (GO): serine-type endopeptidase activity
Source: RefSeq, a predicted model, not a curated record
UGAGUCUCCUUUUUAGAAGUGGACAUUCAACAUUAUCUUAAUAAUCUUGACCAGCAAAGAGUGAAAACUUUUCAACAGAAAACAAAAAAUAGGCUUGAAUAUAAACCUUUUAGGUUUGUUUGUUUUACUUUAUUUUACUGACCACUGCUGCUUAUUAUGGGUCAACUUUUGUUUUCUGUUCUUUUCAUCGUUUACUUUUUGACCGUCCAAGCGAAUAGACCUUUGAAAAAUGUCAACACCAAUGGAACUGGACUGGAACCAAGAACCUUUGGUGUAAGUGCAGUUGGAGUUUUGUCAACAAUUUUUACUGAUGCCGGAGUUAAGCCAUGUAAACCAUGUCAGAACCAAGAGCAACAUCGUCCAAGACCCAAUCACCACCCACCACCAUCGCCUUUGCAUCCUCCACCUCCGCCGCCAUCACAUGGACACUAUGAACCUCCAAAAGGACCUCCAAGUGAACCUUAUGAACCCAUUGAAUCAAAUGUUUAUGUUCAACCACCGAUCGAACCUGUGAGACCAGUGAAACCUCAUCCACCCCGAAAACCUCAUUUACCAAUCCCAAUUGUCGAGGAACCAGAAUGCAAUAAGAAACCUACAUGUCCAAAUCGUCCAUCUAAGCAUUUACCAGAAGAUCUGGUUGAACCAAUUAAGCAUAUUGAACCUCCAUAUCAACCACCACCACCUCCACCUCACAAGAAACCCGCUCCACCAGAAGAGUCUUACCCUGAAGACGACGGACAAGAAGAGUAUGGGUGCAUUUGUGUUCCUUAUUACCAAUGUGAUAAUGGCCGCAUAGUUGACGAUGGAGCGGGAAUAAUUGACCCUCGAAUCAAGGAACCACCAAAAAAAGAGCUUCCUCUGGAUGGACGAUAUAAGCCCCCUUAUUGUGGUACCUUCCAUGUUUGUUGUUCCGAUCCGGAAACAGUAUCUCAGGUUCCUUAUACUCAUAAAUGUGGAAUUCGUAAUCCAAGUGGAAUCAAUAGACGAAUUUUAGUUCCAAGUUCCAAAGGUGAAUCUGAUUUCGGUGAAUGGCCAUGGCAGGUAGCAGUUCUGAAAAUCGAACGAGAUUUGAACAUGUUCCAAUGUGGUGGAACUUUAAUCGAUUCUCAGCACGUUCUGACGGUUGCUCAUUGUAUUAAACCUUUUGUCACUGAAUCAGGUUCUUGUGAGUUGAAGGUUCGUCUCGGUGAAUGGGAUACUCAGAAAACUACUGAAUUCUUACCCCAUGAGGAUUACCAAGUAGCCAGUGUUUACAUUCAUCCUAAAUUCAAUCCCAAUAAUCUUUGGAAUGACAUCGCCAUCAUGAAACUAUCUAAACCCGUUACAUUCAAGCCAAACAUUGAUACUAUUUGCUUACCAACACCCGAUGAAGUUUUCGAUGGUCAAAAUUGUGUCACAACGGGUUGGGGUAAAAACGCUUACAAGGGUGGACACUAUUCAAAUAUACUGAAAGAGGUCAGUUUACCGGUCAUCCCUAACUAUGAGUGCCAAAAAACACUCAGACGGACUCGAUUAGGCGGUAGAUUCCGUCUUCAUGAAAGCUUCAUGUGUGCCGGCGGAGAGGAAGGUAGAGAUUCGUGUAAAGGAGACGGAGGUGGACCAUUGGUUUGUUAUCGUCCCGAUGGAACCUACUCUUUGGCUGGAAUAGUUUCAUGGGGAAUUGACUGUGGACAACAGGGUCACCCUGGUGUUUAUGUGAAAGUACAAAAGUUUUUGGAUUGGAUCUCUGAAAUGACCGGAAAUGAUGUUAAAAAUUACUGGUCACCAGCAUCGAGUUACCCAGCAUCAUCAACAUGAUAACCACCCACAGGGAAUUGGAAAUUCAAUACUCAAUAAACAAAACCGAUGAUUAUAAUAAUAUUGAUUGAACUUUUCUCUCUCUUUUCUCAUUUUCUCAUUUUCUUGUUCCUUGUUUUUCAAACAUGGUGAUUCCAUGUCCACAUUCACACACAGUCAAUGAAUCAAUCUUAAGCUUUCUUUCAAUGUGUUGUGUCCACUUUAACUUUGGUCACAAUCAAUUUAAGGUCAUUUCCAGACAAUCUACUUACAUUGAUUAACUGUAAGUGGAACCUCAAUGAUUUAAACAGGAAAAGGAGAAAGAGCUUAUCAUGUACAUUGUAUCUCAAUAUCACCAACUCACAAUUUUUAUCCUUCUUUAUGAUUCCAAUAUAUGAUAUCAUCUUCCUCAGAA